Eruca vesicaria subsp. sativa (arugula) is the source of this 2437-nucleotide messenger RNA. The record is from the annotation of a GenBank genome assembly. NCBI's taxonomy places the organism in Eukaryota, Viridiplantae, Streptophyta, Magnoliopsida, Brassicales, Brassicaceae.
AUGGGUGUAUACGGAGACGACGGAAGCGGGCAGUCAAGCAUGGCGUCAAGACGCCGUGGAUCAAUCGGCGUUGAUUCGAUCGAUAUCGCGAAGAUAUUAGCUGUGUAUUUCAGAGACAACGAGAACUCGUGCAUCGAUGAGGAGAAGUUGAUGCUCACGGCGGAGCUUAUCCGUGUAUUCUCUUCGCCGAGUGGUAGAGACUUAGUUUCUCAGCAGGUGAGUGAAGAAGGUGGUGGUUCGUUCUCUUUAGCGCUUGAUCUUCAACAAUUCAAGAAGUUAUGCGAUAUCGAGAAUUUUUUUAUUAAUUUGGAGGAUAAUCCCAAAGGAGUAAUACCAUGUAUGAAUGCUGCAGUUCACAAGGUUCUCUUAAGUCAAUGGGAGACUAAUGGCUUUGAUGAUGUUAUGAAGAUCAAUAUUCGUCUGCAUAAUUAUCCUGAAUCUUCAAUCUCUCUGAAAAACUUGAGAGCGGCAUAUAUUGGUAAGCUUGUAACAAUUCAUGGGACUGUUGUUAAAGUUAGUACUGUGAAGCCUCUUGUCACACAGAUGGCUUUUGACUGUGUAAAGUGUAAAACUAGCAUAACCCGGGAAUUUACUGAUGGGAAGUUUUCACCUCCACAAAAUUGUGACACCCAUGGAUGUAAGUCCAAGAUGUUUACUCCAGUUCGAUCCUCCGCUCAGACCAUUGAUUUUCAGAAAAUCAGGGUGCAAGAGUUACAAAAGCCUGAAGACCAUGAAGAAGGACGGGUACCCCGAACUGUAGAAUGUGAGCUGAUGGAAGACCUUGUGGACACAUGUAUCCCUGGUGAUGUGGUGACUGUUACAGGGAUUAUUGGUGUAAUUAACAAUUACAUGGAUAUUGGGGGAGGGAAAUCGAAGUCCAAGAAUCAAGGCUUCUACUAUUUGUUUAUAGAGGCAGUUUCGGUUAAAAACUCUAAGAAGCAGUCUGCAUUUGAGAACUCAGAGGACUCCCGUAGUGGUGUCCAGUCUGCUGAUGCUGGUGAUUUAUAUUCAUUCUCACAGAGAGACUUGGAAUUUAUUGUUAAGUUCAACGAAGAAUAUGGUUCCGAUACAUUCCGUCGCAUACUUCAUUCAGUUUGCCCAUCUAUUUAUGGCCAUGAAAUUGUCAAAGCUGGGAUAACACUGUCCCUGUUUGGAGGUGUAAGGAAGCAUUCGAUGGAUCGGAACAAAGUUCCAGUCAGAGGAGACAUUCAUGUCAUAAUUGUUGGUGAUCCUGGAUUGGGAAAAAGUCAGCUCUUGCAAGCAGCAUCGGCCAUCUCCCCUCGUGGCAUUUAUGUAUGUGGUAAUGCGACGACUAAAGCAGGGCUCACCGUUGCUGUAGUGAAAGAUUCCAUGACAAAUGACUAUGCGUUUGAGGCUGGUGCCAUGGUACUUGCAGAUGGCGGGGUUUGCUGCAUUGACGAAUUCGAUAAAAUGACCAACGAGCAUCAGGCUUUGCUCGAAGCAAUGGAACAACAAUGUGUCUCUGUUGCAAAGGCUGGGCUUGUGGCUAGUCUAUCAGCUCGGACUUCGGUUAUAGCAGCAGCAAAUCCUGUUGGUGGCCACUACAACCGUGCAAAAACUGUAAACGAGAACUUAAAGAUGAGUGCUGCGCUUCUUUCGCGGUUUGAUUUGGUUUUCAUAUUACUUGACAAACCUGAUGAGUUACUCGACAAGCAAGUGUCAGAGCAUAUUAUGUCGCUUCAUUCUGGAGGUGGAGAAGCAUCACCUGCAUUAAAGAAGUUCAAGACAGCAUCAGGUUCUGCAAAUGUGCAUGCGAAAGAGGGUUCUAUACUCUCAAGACUGCGGUUAGACCCUAAGAAAGAUGAUGACUUUACUCCCAUUCCUGGCCAACUGCUUAGGAAAUAUGUUGCUUAUGCAAGGACUUUCGUCAACCCUAAGAUGUCUAAGGCAGCUGGAGAGAUCAUACAAAAGUUUUACUUGAAACUGAGAGACCAUAACACAUCCGCUGACAGCACACCAAUAACAGCAAGACAACUGGAAAGUUUGGUCAGGCUUGCGCAAGCUAGGGCUCGGGUUGACUUAAGGGAAGAUAUAACAGUCCAAGACGCAAUGGAUGUGGUUGAAAUAAUGAAAGAAUCUUUGUAUGAUAAGUUCGUAGAUGAACACGGGGUUGUGGAUUUUGGUCGGAGUGGAGGAAUGAGUCAACAAAAGGAGGCAAGACGCUUCUUAAGUGCUCUUGAUAAGCAAACAGAGUUGCAGCAAAAAGAUUGUUACUCUGUUUCUGAAAUGUAUAGUUUAGCUGAUAGGAUCGGGCUACGAGUUCCAGACAUCGAUACUUUCCUAGAUAACCUGAAUAUUGCCGGCUACUUACUCAAGAAGGGACCAAAAACUUACCAGGUCCUCUCCUCAUCUUAUUCUCGGAGUCAGUCAUCCAGGUCAAGAUGAUCAACAUUCCGGGGAAAAAACCUUCCUUAGA